Peromyscus maniculatus bairdii (prairie deer mouse) is the source of this 6003-nucleotide messenger RNA. It is a transcript of the gene Adam23, whose product is annotated as ADAM metallopeptidase domain 23. Gene Ontology annotation, molecular function: metalloendopeptidase activity. Gene Ontology annotation, cellular component: presynaptic membrane. Lineage: Eukaryota; Metazoa; Chordata; Mammalia; Rodentia; Cricetidae. The record is from RefSeq and is a predicted model, not a curated record. Gene Ontology annotation, biological process: proteolysis.
CUCCUCGUCCUUCUCCUGCUGCCUGCGCUCGCCGCCUCGUCCCGGCCCCGAGCCCGGGGGGCCGCUGCGCCCAGCGCUCCGCACUGGAAUGAAACUGCAGAAAAAGCCCUGGGAAUCCUGGCCGAGGAAGCCAAGACAUUGCAACAGAAUAGCAGCAGUAAUAUCAGCGACAGCAGUGCCAUGCAGAAGGAAAUCACACUGCCUUCAAGACUGGUGUAUUACAUCAACCAGGACUCAGAAAGCCCCUAUCAUGUUCUUGACACAAAGGCCAGACACCAAGAGAAACACAACAAGGCUGUCCAUCUGGCCCAGGCAAGCUUCCAGAUCGAAGCCUUUGGCUCCAAGUUCAUUCUCGACCUCAUACUGAACAAUGGUUUGCUGUCUUCUGACUACGUGGAGAUUCACUAUGAAAACGGGAAACCGAUGUACUCCAAGGGUGGAGAGCACUGUUACUACCAUGGAAGCAUCCGAGGUGUCAAAGACUCCAGGGUGGCUCUGUCGACAUGCAAUGGACUCCAUGGCAUGUUUGAGGACGACACCUUCGUGUAUAUGAUAGAGCCUCUGGAGCUGACUCAUGAUGAGAGAAGCACAGGCCGGCCACACAUAAUCCAGAAAACCUUGGCAGGACAAUAUUCUAAGCAGAUGAAGAAUCUCAGCACAGAUGGCAGUGACCGGUGGCCUUUGCUACCUGAGUUACAGUGGCUGAGGAGAAGGAAGAGAGCUGUGAAUCCAUCACGUGGUGUGUUUGAAGAAAUGAAGUAUUUGGAGCUUAUGAUCGUUAAUGAUCACAAGACGUAUAAGAAGCACCGUUCUUCGCAGGCACAUACCAACAACUUCGCCAAGUCUGUGGUCAACCUUGUGGAUUCUAUUUACAAGGAACAACUCAACACCAGGGUUGUCCUGGUGGCCGUAGAGACCUGGACCGAGAAGGAUCAGAUUGACAUCACCAUCAACCCUGUGCAGAUGCUGUAUGAAUUCUCCAAGUACCGGCAGCGUAUCAAGCAGCAUGCCGACGCGGUCCACCUCAUCUCGCGUGUGACAUUCCAUUAUAAGAGAAGCAGCCUCAGUUACUUUGGAGGUGUGUGCUCUCGCAUCAGAGGGGUUGGUGUAAAUGAGUAUGGUCUUCCAAUGGCAGUGGCACAAGUACUAUCACAGAGCCUGGCUCAGAACCUUGGAAUCCAGUGGGAGCCUUCCAGUAGGAAGCCAAAAUGUGAGUGCAUAGAAUCCUGGGGCGGCUGCAUCAUGGAAGAAACAGGGGUAUCCCAUUCUCGAAAGUUCUCCAAGUGCAGCAUUGCAGAAUACAGAGACUUCUUACAGAGAGGAGGCGGAUCCUGUCUUUUCAACAGGCCAACAAAGCUGUUUGAGCCCACAGAGUGUGGAAAUGGAUAUGUAGAGGCUGGGGAGGAAUGCGAUUGUGGUUUCCAUGUGGAAUGCUACGGAGUUUGCUGUAAGAAAUGCUCGCUCUCCAACGGGGCGCACUGCAGUGAUGGCCCCUGCUGCAACAAUACCUCGUGUCUUUUUCAGUCACGCGGGUAUGAAUGUCGGGAUGCUGUAAACAGCUGUGAUAUCACGGAAUACUGCACUGGAGACUCUGGCCAGUGCCCGCCAAAUCUCCAUAAACAAGAUGGCUAUGCCUGCAAUCAAAAUCAGGGUCGCUGCUACAAUGGGGAGUGCAAGACAAGAGACAACCAGUGCCAGUACAUCUGGGGGACAAAGGCUGCGGGGUCAGACAAGUUCUGCUACGAGAAGCUGAAUACGGAAGGCACCGAGAAGGGAAACUGCGGCAAAGAUGGAGACCGGUGGAUCCAGUGCAGCAAACAUGACGUGUUCUGUGGAUUCUUGCUGUGCACCAAUCUUACUCGAGCUCCGAGAAUUGGUCAACUUCAAGGAGAGAUCAUCCCGACGUCCUUCUACCACCAAGGCCGAGUCAUUGACUGCAGUGGUGCUCACGUAGUUUUAGAUGAUGAUACAGAUGUGGGCUACGUAGAAGAUGGGACUCCAUGUGGCCCAUCCAUGAUGUGCUUAGAUCGGAAGUGCCUACAGAUUCAAGCCCUAAAUAUGAGCAGCUGCCCACUUGAUUCCAAGGGGAAAGUCUGUUCAGGCCAUGGGGUGUGUAGUAAUGAAGCCACCUGCAUCUGUGAUUUCACUUGGGCAGGCACGGACUGCAGCAUCCGGGACCCCGUUCGGAACCCCAACCCCCCGAAGGAUGAAGGACCUAAGGUGAACAUGGCCACAAGCAGGCUCAUAGGGGCUGUGGCUGGCACCAUACUGGCCCUGGGGGUGAUUUUUGGAGGCACAGGGUGGGGAAUAGAAAACGUCAAGAAGAGGAGGUUCGAUCCCACUCAGCAGGGCCCCAUCUGAACCAGCGGCACUGGGGGGAUGCCACCUUGCACCGUUGGGUUCUGGGUAUGACGUGUUUUCAGCCAUGCUGCCGGAACUCCUGAGUCUGUAAACAAGACCAUUGGGUGGUAAUGACUGCACAGCUCAAAUGUGGGAAUGGGGAAUGGGGUCCAAGACAUCUCUGUCCCUUUUGGAUAUAACUUCAAGUAAACCCUCCUAUCACCUGUCAAUAAAGGGGAGGGGUUAAAGACCAUGUCAUUAAAACACACACACACACACACACACACACACACACACACACACACACACACACACACUUCAGAAUCCUUUAUUUUUUUCUUUUUAACUGAAGGAGAAAGGAACAGCAGCAAAGCGCAAUAAAAGAACACGUAGCAAAUGGUUUCCCCCUUAGCCUGCUGACACUUAAUAUCUUCUAAGUGAUUUGGCAUGAUUUUUUUCCCCUUUACUAUCAAAGACAAAUUCCAGUGGCAUGAAGAUCCAAUUUUGGAAAGGGUAAAAACUGCAUGGCAUAUAUAACAACAAGCUAGCAAGCCGAUCUUCAGCAAAACCUACCGUGGAAGUCCUAAGGGGAAGAUGAGAGAUGAACACGCAGACGCUGCCUGGGCCUGGAUAGUGCAUCCCCCCCACCCCACUCCAUCCCCUCGGCUCCCUCUCCCUCGACUCCACGUCCCUGCCCACUCCAGCCCAGCCCAGGGCAGCACUCAGCCAGACUGUACUCUUGUUGAUGCUCUUUUCCCCGUCAUGUUCUCUCCUGGACCAAGCAUCCUUUGGAAAUGGGAGCUGGAAUUGGAACAAUGCUAUUGUAUAGUCCUUUUAUAAGUGUAAAUAUGGAAAUAAGAGAUUUUGACAUGCCAUUUCCACUUGUCUGUAUUGAAAUGUUUUUCUUUGCAAAGAUUCUCUCUACACAAGUUUGUUGCUUGCUCCACAUCCUCUUUUUCCUUUCUUUCUCUCAUUUUCUUUCCUUCUUUUUCUCUGUCCUCUCUUAUAACAUGUCCAGUGAUUGCUGGGCUUGCUUAACAAGACAGAUGUAGCCCCCAGAUGAAGGGAGUUUGGGCACAGAACAAAGCUAGUCUGCUUGAAACCAAAAAGAAAAAAAAAAAAGCGGAGGACACAAAACAACCCAUAUCAAGAACACAAAUUAUGUAAAUGUGAGUAUAUAUGUACUGAUGAGUCUAAACUUUUUGAUGUCAUCCUAAGCACAUGUAUAUAAUGUAAGAAAACAGAGGCCCUUCUCAAAUUAAUCACAAAAGUGCCAAGCUCAUGAUUUUAGUUUGUGGUUUAGCCAGUUCUCUUUCCCUGUCUUAAAUGUGAAAGGAGGAGAAACUUAAAGCCUUAAAUAAAAAUUAAUAAUCUGUACAUGUUGAAAGCUUGGAGAAAAGUUAAGCUCUCCAUUCUGUUCCUAUGUAUUUUUUUUUUUGUCAAAUUUCCUUUCUGCUUUUCUGCCUCAGAACCUGCGUGACAGGACCCCAGUGUGGUGGGGCAGAGUAGCAGGUAGCCUUCUGGUCAUUUUGGCCUGUCAUUGGGCAUGGUGAUCUCGGGGACUCACUUGGCCCUCCAUGUUUUUCUGACCCAUGGACUCUGGUGGACUGUGAUGGGAUUCCACUACAGAGGAGCCCACACUCUUCAUUUUCCUCCAUUAGAUGGGGAGAGAGAGCCUUGGCACCCCCAAACUCUCCGAGUUUCCCUCAUCUUUACCCAUUUCUUUUUUUUAACAUAUUGCCAGGAUAGCUUCCAUUGAAGUGUUAGGGGGAACCCAUUCCUGAAGAAAUUCCCUCCCGGCUUUGUUUUAGAUGUCCAGACUUGUGCAUGAUAGCUUCAGUGAACCACCCUCUAGAACCCAGAACCCCAAGAGCCCCGACGGCCCCACAGUCCCUCUUUCAGGAAGAAGACGUCAUCCAAGGGAACUAUGCAUUUCUUCCCGGCCCUGAGUUCUUUUCUACAUUUAGCUCUAAACCCCUUUCCAGCAAGACUCAUGCAGUAAGUUUUACAAUUUUUUUUCAAGUAGAAGGGAGGAUUUCCUGAAAAUGGAUGGCUUAAAACUGGAGUUACCCCCCCCUCACCCUUCCUCCAAAGAUACCUUUAGUUAUUGAAGUUUCACACUCACAGGGCAGACAUCGCGAUUGCUAUAUGCUCCCCCACACCAUAACCUAACAUCGUAAUCCUCGGAUGGCUUUCUGAGAAACAGGUGCUAUGCAGGUAUGCAGUCUUUGGCUUGAACUUGCUCUUUGCUUCUAUAGCAACAACAGGGCUAUCUCUAAGGUGUAUUGGCCUUAUUCCUGGUUUUGUAAGAUGCAGAUUGUGCCCCUUACUGAAUGGCAGUGCCUCCGCUUGGAGGACGGUUGGGGGAAACUCAGAUGACUUGGUAUCUCUCCCUGUUGUUGCAUUGCUUAGGGGUCCGCUUCACUAUGAGAUACAAGCAGCUGCCAACCACACUGUACCCAUUUCACUACUAGUUCCGAGGCACCGCGGUGACUUUAUGUGACACAAAACCCACGCCCGUUACAAAACAGAUCUCUAUUGUUAACUUGGGAGCAUCUCACAAACAACAUUGUAAAUGUGCGAUGUUAUGUUUUAAAUCAGACCACAGUGGUCCCCAAAUGUUAUGUACAUAUGACAAAUGUCAGUAUAACUUUUUGUUACACUGACAGUUUCAUAGGUAACCAAACCUAUGCUCCAAUGUUAAAUUAUUCGUGUGUAUAUGUAAAAUGCACAAGCUUUAAAGCUGUGUGUGUACGGACAUGGAGGGUAGUGCAAUCAUACUGUAUGCAGUGGCUUAGAAUCAUUUUCAGUGGUGUUAGGUUAUGUAGUUUCAAACUCUUUGCUACAUUUUCUCUUGCACAUGCCAAUCAUUUGCUUAUUUUGUGGUGUGAAUACUCCUUCUUAGUAAUUUGGAUUCAAAGCACAAGCCUACCAUUAUUUAACAUUACCCAACAAGAGUGUUCAGUGAUGACCAAGUUCCCAUUUCACGGGCUAGACUUUUGCUGCGAUCAUUAAUGACCCCUGGGUGAGGAGGUGUGCGCUAACUUCCUUGCUCACCCGGGGUAGUGCAUGAGCCCACUGAAUUAGAGCUGCUCCUCCCAGCCAAGUGAGCCGUACACAUAGGUGCAUGUUUGAGCCAUGAAUCACAUAGAGCUGUGGAGUUUUGCCAAGUGAUGUUGCUCUUUUGUUUUUUACUAUGCAAAGAUGGGAAAUACACCAACUUUUCCAAGAUAUGUCUGAAGAACUUUACAACGAUACUUGAAUUCUUUUUUUAAUCAUCUCAUCCCAUUUUAAGGUCAUUGAUGCUUCCAUUGUUGAUUUUAUUUUUUUUCCCCCUUCAACUCGAAUGGUUUGUAAUCUUUAAAUGCACAACCUGAACGUUUGUUUGAUAAAUUCCAAUCCUGUUGGCUGCCUGUGAACAGAGAUUCUGUCAUCCUUCUAUGCCUCUUUUAGUUGAGUGUGCAUUAAAACUUUAAUUACUGUAGGAUGUUGUAGCUUUGUGCUUUGAUUGGUUUUCCUUAACUCUUGUUUCUGUGUUUUCCUGCACCAUUGGUUAAGUGGCCACGCGCCUGGUAUCCUCUGGGAUCUAGUGGUCUCAAUCCAAGGCUCACUGAAAAUCAAAGCCGUCAAUGGAGCAAAAUAAAAUCUCUGGUUAAUGGUAAA